UGGGAACGGCCCCGACGAUAUACUUCUUCCGAUCCCCAACUUUCGGCGUCGUCGUUAGUCCUUGUCGCUGCCACAACGAAGGUUGCUGCCAGCUUCGUUUCGCACCUCUGAUUAAGACAUCAUGUCAGUCAACACUACGAACCCGCAGGUGGCUCCGCCAACUUACGAGUUGCCGAUCCCGAUCGAGCGUGGCAGCCAGAUGGCCAUGUUAGCCUCCUCGGGCAUUUGCAUCUUCCUCCCAAUCGCACUAGUCACACUCCGUUUUGUGGCUGGGAGGAGAGUAUCUCGCGGGUUUGAUGCAAGCUCGUUUUGCAUCCUCGCUGCACUGGUAAGAGCCGCGCUCAACGAGCCAGACCACGCCAGCGUGCUAACAGAUACCGCCCUUCGGUAUCACCAGUUCUUCAACACAGCUCUUCACAUCGAUUGCUGGGUCAUGGUCUUCAAUGGCGCCUUUGGGUUUCACGUUACUGGAAUUCUUGCAAGCGGAGUUACCGUGCAAUACAAACUGUUAAGGUACCUCGACUAA
This is a messenger RNA of Gaeumannomyces tritici R3-111a-1, 526 nucleotides long. RefSeq lists its product as hypothetical. Bases 122 to 526 code for a protein of 134 amino acids. The record is from RefSeq and is a predicted model, not a curated record. The transcript has 2 exons. NCBI's taxonomy places the organism in Eukaryota, Fungi, Ascomycota, Sordariomycetes, Magnaporthales, Magnaporthaceae.